This is a messenger RNA of Cyphomyrmex costatus, 2523 nucleotides long. It is a transcript of the gene ltl, whose product is annotated as leucine-rich repeat-containing larval translucida. NCBI's taxonomy places the organism in Eukaryota, Metazoa, Arthropoda, Insecta, Hymenoptera, Formicidae. The record is from RefSeq and is a predicted model, not a curated record. The transcript is spliced from 8 exons. Gene Ontology annotation, molecular function: protein binding. The coding region runs from base 40 to 1980 and encodes 646 amino acids.
GCAGUUGGUACUUCGCUCUCGCAUUAAUAAGUGACAGCCAUGUCCGGUAUUCUCUACACGUUGCUUGGCCUCGCGGCCAGCACGAGUCUGCAUUGCGCCGUACGACGCGAGAUCAGCCCGUGCACCUGCCGACAAGAGGAGUUUCCCAGUCCCGUUAUCAACCAGGCAGCGGUGACGGUAGCCGCGUCUACCAGCGGAGUCGCCAACGUGAACAACAAUGCUGGCGGUGGUGGAGGAAGCGGUGGUGGUGGUCACCACAUAGGGGAGCGUAUCGAGGUAUUGUGUGAGAAGAUGAAGUCAUUCGACCAAUUGGCCGAGGCAUUGAGCGGUAAAUUCACCCCCGAGCAGCAGAUCACCCUACGAGUGGCGCAUUCGAAUCUACGCGACAUAUCGCGCCACGACUUCAAAGAGCUGCGUAUGUCUAUCACCCGACUCGAGCUGAAUCACGAUCAUCUUGGGGUCGUGGACGGCGAUGUUUUUGCUGGUCUAGGUCGUACGCAAUAUUUGAGUCUCGCAGACAACGAGGUACCAUCGAUACCAAGGCACAUUUUGACGCAUCUAUCAUUGCUACGAACUUUAGACCUUAGCAGGAAUCGGAUAAUUCGUAUCGAUUUGGAUGACUUCAAGCACAAUCCGACGCUUCAGCAUUUGGCCAUGGCCGGAAAUGCGAUUUCUGAGAUGACCCCGGGUUCGCUGCCGCCUCUAGUGAAACAUUUGCAUGUCGGCAGGAAUCGUUUGAACAGCCUAAAUCAUACUUUAAGAGAUUUGAAUCAACUCGAGUGGUUGCUCAUUAAUUCUAACGAGCUCACGUCACUCGAUGGCGAACUACCGUUGUCCGGCCACAAUCUCAAGAUGCUUUAUGCCGCGGAUAACAAGCUGACGCAUCUUCCGGCCGAGUUCCGAUACCUUCACCGUCUGGAGACUCUCUUUCUCCAACAGAACAAGAUCCGAAAUCUCGACGGCACUCUGCAGAAAGCCAGGCGCCUAAAGUUCCUGGAACUUUCAUAUAACGAAUUGCAAGAGCUCAACACGGACGAUUUCUUAGAAGCCGAAAUGUUGGAAGACCUCGAGCUCGGGCACAACUCUCUCAAGUCUCUUGGCAGCGCGGACGGUGAUGGAAAUGGAAGUAGCGCUCUUUAUCCUCUUAGAUCAUUAAAGUGCCUGAAUUUGACGCACAACGAGCUUCGUGAAUUUUCUCUAGCUUCCUUGCGUGGUCUACGUGAACUUAAGCUGCUCGAUCUGUCGAACAACCGGAUCGCCAGACUCCACAGAGGAAGGCCAUCUUCCGAGAAUUUGGUGGAAGAGGAGGGUGAGGAGAUUGCAGGCAGCACUAUCCAAGAUCUACGCCUUCAACAUAAUGAGCUACGUAGUCUAGACGGCUCUCUGUUCCUAGGCAUGAAAGAGUUGCAGAGGCUCAAUCUUAGCCAUAACGCACUGGGCCCCACGAUCGGACCGCGCGAUUUGCGCGGUCUCGAUGGGUUACGCGUGCUCGAUAUCUCGCACAAUCAACUCACUACCCUCGAGGAUACGUCGGAGACGUGGCUACCGUCACUGGAGGAACUGAAUGCGUCGCACAAUCGCCUGGUUACGCUGUCCGGUCGAGAUUUUCGCGGUUUCCCGGCGCUCUGUUGGGCCGAUGUUAGCAUGAAUCAAAUACGUACUCUUAUGCCGGAGCUGGUGGCUAAUACACGAUGCACGAUUCACGGAGUCCCCGACGUGCUACGUAUAUACCUUCAAGAUAAUCCCGUGCUGUGCGAUGCCGGUCUGGUCGACUUGACCGUCGCGCUUGAGGUAAAUCACGCCAAGGUUUACGGGGUCGGCAGCGAUUGUCCCACUACGACGACACCGUCCGUGCCAUUAACGACGACUGCCGAAUUAACGUCGGCGCUACCACCAGCACUGUUACCGCCGACGUUUCUGUUGGCUGCUGCGGCGGCUGCAUCCGGGAGCAACGUGUCUUUCGCUGCCACCCUCGAGUAAAAGUUCCAGCGUCGCCGCGGUGCGUGCUGGCCCUAUGAGAAUAAUUGCGCGAGCACCACGUCAAACAGGGUGAAGACGAUGAAAAGAAAGAGAUCUGAGAAAUUCGCGCAAGAACUUGUCUUCAUUGAGACAAGACGGCAAGAAAAGCGCGAGGUAGAUCACCAAAGUAUGAGCGGAGCGAUUGUUAGAAGACGACGUGCAUGUAUAUCGUGAAAUGUGCAUGCCGAUAUUUCCGAGCGUUCUUGGAAGAUUUCGUUCCCAGUGAUUUCGAAGAUGGCAGUGUGUCUGUGCGUUUGUCUCUACACAUAGAUAGAGAAGCGGUUUUGCGCGUUCGGCGAUCUCGUAAGUCGCCGAGAGGAGUAUCUUCUUUAGUCGUAGCAAGUCCCGAGACGGACCAGGACAGCUUCGAUACGUAUACUUAGGAGAAUCUUGUGCAUCCAAAAAUAUCCCGUUGGACAUUCGAACGAGGACUACUCGUUUAUUUGAUAUUGAAAUCUUGAAAUAAUUUGAGAAAAAUUCAAGAUCCAGAUUCCGUAUGUUGUC